Molecule: messenger RNA, 3249 nt
Organism: Symbiodinium natans
Lineage: Eukaryota; Dinophyceae; Suessiales; Symbiodiniaceae
Source: the annotation of a GenBank genome assembly
AUGAAGGCUUCGCAUAUCAAGGAGCAGCUGGCCAAGGUCUCAGAGGAUUGGUGCCACCGGACGCUGGCCGCCGCCGUCGGCGCGGACUGUGUCACGUACAAGCUUCUCAGAGACAUGGCAGCCGAUGCGCAGAGCAUUUUCGUUGCCAAGGCGCGGGAGGCCGCCUGUACGGACAGCUGCACCACGGCGGCCUUUCUCCGCCAAGCGGAGCCGGAAGUCAGAGAGAUGUGGCGAGCCAAGCUUGCCGAACUGCAGUUCGAUUCAGGCAAUGGCUCGUGGAAGAAUUGGCUCGAUUCCUGGGAGCUGCCCAGUGAAGUUCGCUCCAAGGAGAACACAGAGCGCUGGAAGCGCUCAGUGCAGAAGCUCCGAGGGCUGGGAGCGCUGAUGAAAGGGAAGGCCUCUCCGACCGGCAGCCUCCGGGUGUCCAGCAGCCUGCGCCCCUCCGGCAGCCUCAAGCCGCCGACCAGCACUUCGUCGCGUCGGAGCAGCCUUGCAAGUGUCGUUGCCUCCUUGAAGCCUGCCAGCGAUGCGGAGGCCUUCAGCGGCUUGGUUUCCAGUGCCUCACCUGGAGCUUGGGCCACCUACAGCCAAGGAGCGCGGAAGCUGUCGAUUGGGAGCAGUGUGCCCAGUGCCAGUGAGAAGCCUUUGCCCGCGCCGCGGCUGCCGAACCUUCUCUCAGGUGGCGAUGGGAGCCCCGAGCGUGCGAAGAAGAGCCCCCCGCCGCCAGCCGAAGGUGGCGAUGGGAGUCCCGAGCGCAUGAAGAAAUCCCCACCGCCGCCGAGUGAAGGCCAGGGGCCUCCAGUGCAACUCUGGGCCGCACCAGCGGUGGUGGGAAGCGCGGCGGCAGCUACUGCGAAGGAAUCGCGGCCGAAGACGCCUGAGAAGGAGCUGCCCGAGAUCCAGGACUUGUGGCACAAGCGGCCGAUGGCCUUUGCCGAAGUGGAGAAGUUGGAGAAGGCUGCUCCCGUGGUGGAGGCGGAACUCUGCCAGCCCCCAAAGGUGCGAGAUGCAGCGGCCGUGUACCGAGAGUUGGUGGACCACUUGUUGGAGGACUUCGCAUCCCACCGCUGGGGACACGACCCAGACAAGCAGCUCGAACGCCAGCUAGCGGAGCGACGGACGCAGUGGCAGACCACCACCCUGGGCACCGUAAGCACCGAGGAGCAGCCCAAACUCCUUCGCUGCGCAGCGCAGGCCCAGGCUCUGCUCAUGAAGGAGGGCCCACGAAGCGACGCGCCUGCCCUGCAGCGGGCCCUGGUGGCGCUCUGGACCCAGCCAGAGCUGCCGCUGGAAGUUGAGUGGACCGACCAUGCGCCCCUGGGCCAGGCCGGUGAGCAGCUCCUGGCGGAGUUAGAGCGGACUAUCCAGCAAGAAGAAGGCCAGGAGCGUGGCAGAAUGCUGCGAGCUUUGGAGACGGUUUGCGAGACAUGGCAGCACCGCAUUGCGGCGGAGCACCCGAACGACGCGCUCAUCACACCCAUCUUCCUGAAAGACAUGACCUUCACAGCGAAGCAGCUCUUCCUUCAGGACGAGAGGAUGGCGCGCGAGGAGCUCAAAGUUUCGAUACGAUCGGCUUGGCAGGGCCUGGUGCUGGAGCAGAUGCUCGCGGAGACAAGUGGCGAAGAAUGCGCGAUGCCGGAGAUUCCUGAAGAUGCUGAUCUGGGGCUUGCUGCCGAAGAUUGGCUAAUAGAGGACCUGGAGCCAGCGCCAUCCGAGAUGGAUCCUUCGGACGCCCCGGAGCUGUCAGGAACGGAGGAGGAGCACCCGUAUCAAGACUUGGACUCAAGGCUCAAGGCGGCGGCCCUGGCCUACGGCUCCCUGGUGCACGACAUUCUGGAGGUCUUUGCAGACCCAGCCUCUCAAAGCACAGCCGACGGCGAGCCAGAAGACCUCACAGUGAAGCUGGACAACGUGUUUUAUGACUGGCAGCAACGGCAAGCAGAAGGAGACGAAGCCUGCGGUGGGGAGUUGCUCAGCGACGUGGCUUCCGCCACGCGUGCUUUGGUGAAUCGGCAUGCGCUGCGGGCCGCAGCUGGGGAGAAGCCCCACAGGUCUCUGAAGGAGCUCUUUGAGCAGGUGUGGGACAAGAAGAUGCAGGAGCAGAGCAUUGAUUGGCGGCCUUGGACAAACUGCGAGAUCCUCUAUCGUCGAGGAGAGGCGCUCCUGAGCCAGUGCUCCGAGCUUGUGAAGUGCGCCCGGAAGCAGCACAUGAAGUCCUCCCACCUGAAGGAUCAACUGGCGAAGAUUUCCGACCACUGGUGCCAUCGGACGCUGGCGGCUGCUGUCGGUGCGGAUUGCAUCUCUUACAAAUUGCUGCGGGACAUGGCGCAUGAGGCUCAGCGCAUCUUCGUUGCCAAGGCCAAGGAGUCGGCGAAUGCCGACAGCUUCACGGCGGCCACGUUCUUAAGACAAGCGCUUCCGGAGACGAGACAGGCGUGGCGGUCAAAGCUGGUUCAGAUCCAGGGCGACACAAACGACGACUCCUGGAAGCAGUGGCUGGACUCCUGGGAAACUCCCAGCGAAGUGAAGUCAAAGGAGAACGUCGCUCGCUGGAAGCGCUCCGUGAACAAGGUGAAGGGCCUCGCCGCGCUCAUGAAGGGCAAGGGUCUCAUGAGCAGCGGCAGCCUCAAGCCUUCUGGGAGUCUGAAGCCAUCCGGAAGCCUCAAGCCAUCGGGGAGUUUGAAGCCAUCUGGCAGCCUGAAGCCAUCGGGCAGCCUGAAGCCGUCGGGCAGCCUGAAGCCGUCGGGCAGCCUCAAGCGGUCGGGCAGCCUGAAGCCGGAGAUCAUCACCCCGGCGCUCAGCAGCCCCUCUCGCAGAAGCAGCUUCGCCAGUGUGGUUCAGGCGAUCCGGCCCCAGGGUGCGGCCCCAGAUGGGGAAGAGGCUUACAACUUCCUUGCGAGCGAAGAUCCCUCCACCUGGGUGCCACGCCCGUCAGGCAGCAAGAAGCUCGAGCGGAAGUCCUCGCACCAGGUGCCAGGCGAUGCGAAGCCAGAGCUUCGAGACUCCAAGCUGCUAUCAGGCGAUGUUUCGAUACCCAUCUUCUUGCGGUCCGAAGCCACACCCGACGAAGGAACGGCCUCGAUUCCUGCCCGAUCGGCCUCCUCCAGCUCCUUCGUUACGGGCUCCAACCCCCUCUCCAAAGCCAACCUCGCUGUUCCGGACGUUACCAGGAGCAAGCGCAGGCACUCCACAGGUGGCUCCGUGGCGUCAAGUGGUGCCCUCGUGGCCGUUGUCUCUCCUUUUGGUUGA